Messenger RNA from Scleropages formosus (Asian bonytongue), 1832 nucleotides. RefSeq names its product T-complex protein 11-like protein 1. The record is from RefSeq and is a predicted model, not a curated record. The transcript is spliced from 10 exons. The coding region runs from base 84 to 1583 and encodes 499 amino acids. Gene Ontology annotation, cellular component: acrosomal vesicle; sperm flagellum. NCBI's taxonomy places the organism in Eukaryota, Metazoa, Chordata, Actinopteri, Osteoglossiformes, Osteoglossidae. Gene Ontology annotation, biological process: regulation of sperm capacitation.
UCAAAUACUGUUGUAUUGUCUGCUUUCUGUAUUUAUUGACAGUUUUCAGCAAGCUCCCAGCUCCCCGAGCUCAGCAGUAAGAAAUGCCCAACCUUAACAAGGUGGAGGGGGAAGACGGUGACACGGUGGACAUGCCGAGCCUCCAAGCGCCUGACUCUCAUGCAGGUAAUGUCUCCCCACAGCCCACCCUGCUGGACAUGCUGGAAGCAGAGCGCUGCAUGACUAACCUCACUCUGGCACACGAGAUAGUGGUGAACAAGGACUUCCGUCUCAAACAAAACAACCCCGCUCAGGACAGCUUGGAAGGUAGAGUGAAGGAGGUUGCUCAUCGGGCGUUCUGGGACACUCUGCGGGCUCAGCUCUCCCUCAAUCCUCCGGAUUACACCCAUGCCAUCAGUUUGCUGCAGGAAGUGAAAGAUAACAUGCUCUCCUUGCUCCUGCCGGCCCACACACGGCUCCGGGCAGAGCUUGAGGAAGCGCUAGAUAUGGCGCUGAUUCGCCAGCAGGCAGAGCACAGCGCCCUGGACCUGCACCGCCUGGGCAGCUAUGUGGUCAGCACCAUGGCCUCCCUCUGUGCCCCAGCACGUGAUCCUGAGAUCCACAAACUCCGGAACCUUUCUGACCCAGUGGACCUGCUCAGGGAGAUCCUCCGUGUCUUGGGCCUAAUGAAGAUGGACAUGGUCAACUUCACAGUGCAGAGCCUGAGGCCACACCUCCUCCAACAAGCUAUCCAGUAUGAACGCGCCAAAUUUCAAGCCAUCCUCGAAAAGCUGCCAACUUCCUUGGACUAUACCAGCACCUGGCUGCAGGGGGCAGUGCAGGAGCUUUCUGCUCUACGUGUCCAGAGCGACGCUAACACUCAGAACUCAGGACAGGCUGUACCCCCACCUGGAGGAAGUUGCCCCCACAAGAUCGCCCCAGUCAGCCCCUGUGCAGCGCUGAAUUUGGCCUAUUUGCACCUGCUGAGCUGGGAGCCCAGUGGUGAAUGCUAUCCCGAGACAGUCCAGAUGGAUCGGCUCCGCAUAGAACUGCUGGGACAGACACUGAAGUGCCUGGUGCUGGAGGCUGCGGUGCUGCUGGUGACGAGCACUCAGUGUGGGGGGGCUCUCUUUUCAGCUGUGGGGUUUGUAGAUACACUGAAGCAGACUGUCGCUACCUUGCUGAAGGGAUGUCACGAGAGUGCAUUUGACCUUAAGGGAGCACUGCUGGGUCUCGGGGAACAGGUGCAGAAGAUUGUGAACAGCACUUUGAUUGCCCAGGGAGGGGGUGCUCUGCCUCCGGAGCAAGAGAGCUUGCUCAAAGGACAAGUUGCUGCCCUGGCUGAAGAGCACAACCCUGUCCGUGCUCUUGUAGGAGCCCGGGUCCGGAGUUACCUGCAGGCCUUGUUAGGGCAGUCAGUGGCCCAGAGAGCCACCCCGGUGCCCCCAGCUUUGGCAUUGAUGGAGAAUGAGCUGGCUGAGUUAGGCACUGCCUUUGUGCGUAUUGUGAACUUCAAUCGUCAGGUGUUUGGUCCUUAUUACUCUGCCAUCCUGAAAAAGCUUAUCCCGCCGGGGGAACCAGACAUUGGCAUGGACUCUCGCUAGACUCUCGCACCAUGUCAGGAAUCAUCAUAAGCUAGCAGAGUCAACAAUACAGUCAGAUACUGUGAAGGCUUUAUCUGCCAUAACAUUUGUGUGAGGGGACAAAAAAAAUCUCAUCUACUGCCUUCUUGAUUUAGGACAGAAAUAUUUUCCUGAAAACCUACCUGUACAGUACUUCUUGUAGAGUGGGACUUUAAUUGCCAUAGUUUUAAAGGAUAAAAAUAUAAUAUAAAAAUAAAGUUUUCAGCUCAA